Messenger RNA from Dinoponera quadriceps, 1159 nucleotides. Its product is annotated as protein FAM195A. Bases 174 to 623 code for a protein of 149 amino acids. The record is from RefSeq and is a predicted model, not a curated record. NCBI's taxonomy places the organism in Eukaryota, Metazoa, Arthropoda, Insecta, Hymenoptera, Formicidae. The transcript is spliced from 6 exons.
UGUAGGGGGUUACGGUUUCGCCGGGAGUACCGCCGGAGUUGUCACGUUAUCGGUGAGGUAGUUGCAACAGUUUGCUCGGGAACGGUGUGAGCGUGAUAAACGAUAGUAUUCUCGAAUGAUCUGGUGUUGCGCUCGCGAAAAAGAAGGAUCUCCGCAUUCGGCCGACGAGGAUCAUGUAUACCGUGUCAAAGGGACCUAGCAAGAUCGUAGCGAAAACACGUCGAGGGAUCAGUCAGAAUUUCGAGAGGUUAGAAACGCUGCGCGACCUCACGAAGAAGACCGGUCUUCCCGAGGAGAAUCACGAGAUCACCCGUCACGUACCAAAGCCAGUUUUUCACAUGAAUGGAAAGUCAAAGCUCACCUCACAGAGGCAUCAGAUGCAAGAAGUUAUCACACCGCAGCACGAGGAACUCAUCAAAUUUGUUUAUGAAUCAUGGAAUCAAGUUAAUACACGACAAACAAAUGACUGCUGUGAUGGCACAGAAUGUACAGAAUUUAGCAAUUCUAAUUCAAUAGUAUAUUACGAUGGUGAGCCAAAUAGUAGCCUUCAAGAUUUUAAACCAUUCGAUUUGGAGUCUUGGUGGGGCAAACGAUUAUUCAAUAAUAUCACGAAGUCUCUCUGAGACAUUCAGAUGGGUGAAACUGUUUCUUCCUGGGGGUGAAGUAUGAGAUAGUAUACAACAGCAGCUGGUGCCAUACAAAUUAGCCUAUGUGUCGCGUGUCGUGCGUGAUUUAAACCUGAUCAGGUCCUGAAAGUUGCUAUAAAAAUAGUGUUGAAUAUAGAGUUCGGAGGAGAUGAGCUCGAUAUGUAUAUGUAUCGAGUCUUAUCGAAUAACCGGCAGAAAUAUCAUUCAAAUUGCACAUAUAAUGCGCAUACAUAACGCCUCAAGGUUGCCGGGCAACAAAUAUAAAGUCGGAACAUGCGCGACAGCUUCAAAGCGUGCACGCGUGCGUGAGUAGUAGUCAAACCAUCGUUACUAUGAAUUGUUUACAUGCAUUUGUUUGUUAACGAUCUUUUUACGAAAUAUAGAGAUAUUUCUUUAUUGUCGCUUUAUUGUUAGAAUUGCUCAAUUUUAAUAACGCGGAGCGUUAGACACUCCUGUACAGAGAGAGAGAGAGACAGAGAGAGAGAGAGAGAGAGAGAGAGAGAGAGAGAAAC